Bombina bombina (fire-bellied toad) is the source of this 2115-nucleotide messenger RNA. Its product is annotated as uridylate-specific endoribonuclease-like. The transcript has 11 exons. Lineage: Eukaryota; Metazoa; Chordata; Amphibia; Anura; Bombinatoridae. The record is from RefSeq and is a predicted model, not a curated record. Bases 1 to 2115 code for a protein of 704 amino acids. Gene Ontology annotation, molecular function: RNA endonuclease activity.
AUGCUGUAUGGCAGCUUUCAUCCACCUUCCACCUUUAAAGCAAUACCAAAAAGUCAAUUAUUAAGAGUAGAUCGUAUUGUGUCUGAUACUGAAUUAAAAACAAAAAGACUGGAACAGAUUUCAAACAAAUUUUUACAAAGAGGUUACCCGUUUGAACUUGUGAAUAAAGAGAAGCAAAAUAUCAUUUCAAGAAUUGGAAAGUCUGAACCCAUUGGAAACAAGAGGAAUAGGAAUAAAGACAAGAUCAAUAGGCUAUUAUUUGUCACACAAUAUAGCACUAGGAGUAGUCAGGUUAACAAAAUUAUACGAAAGUAUUGGCACAUUCUACAGAAAUGCCAUCCUGACAUUAAUGCAUUCCAUGAACCUCCAAUGCAGGCUUACAAAAGGAGUCCAAAUAUUAAAGAUCAACUAGUUAGAGCAGAUGUUGGUAGUCAUAAAUAUCAUCAGAAAACUAUUACUGCAUGUGGGACAGAGAAAGCUACCAGACUCUGCAUCUCAAGUAUACCACGUUGGAGAGGAGAUGUACCUCAAGACUUGAAGGAAGUGAGCUGCAUAGAUGAACGGAGCCCUGAGCCUAAUCCAGUAGACCUAACGGACCACUGUAAGCAACACGGUCCUCUGCGGCCCACUAUCUCCGAAGCAGAGUAUACACGGCACUGCAUAGUGCAAACUCAGGGUCAUCCACCAUGGGCUAAUGCAGCGGAAGAGGAGCCACACCUUGACCCAGUUGCGCGGCAGCCCAGAGACCAUAGUACUAUGGAUGGACAUGAUUCUGUUGCAAAGAGUAGGGUCCCUCUCGCAGAGCCCUCUGUACUCAAAGCCCGAGAUGGUGUGGUUGGCCUGCUAGUAGGCAAUGUCAAGAUAUCUAAGGAGUUCUGGGCUGAAAUCCGAACACUGGCUGACCUAAGAGAGAGCGGAGGACCUCAGCAUCACAUUGGUGGCUGUUGCCAGGACUCAUGCAAGAAACGCUGUGGAGACAAACCAAACAAGUCCUAUAGUUGUCAGUGCAAUGAACAUUGUAAGCGAUUUGAUGACUGCUGCGAUGACUACCACAUAUGUCUAUAUGCUGAUCCUUCCUCGGAAAAAGACGUCCAUCAAGAGACUCUAUGCCAGGGAAGGUGUGGGCAAAAGUAUAAAAAGAAAGAGCCCUGCCAUUGUAACAAAAAGUGUGUCAAAUUCAACAACUGUUGCAGUGACUAUGAAACAGCUUGUACCAGCAGCAGCAGCAGCAGCAGCAGCACCAGCAGCAGCAGCAGCAAAAAAAACAGCGCAAGCAGCAGCAGAAGUGACUACAAUGAUAUCAGCAAUGAAGAAAUUAUGAUGAUAUCAGAGAAAAUGUAUAAGUUAGAUGUUAACAAGGCUACAGAAUCAGAUAUUAUUUUAAACAAACAGGAAAUGGCACAACACACAGGUUCCAAAGAUGACCUUUGCGAGCAUUCCUUAUAUGAAUAUGUGAAUGAAAAGCUAUUUUCACGUCCAACCUAUGCUGCGUUUAUUGCUUUGCUGGACAACUAUGACAGGAAAACAGGAACCUGUGAGGCUUAUACUGAGGAUGAACUAAAGGAACAAGAAAACUUCCUAAACGAGAUCAUGAAAACCAAACUUAUGAAAGAGCUCUACCUCUUUUUCCAUCAUAAGGGUCUUUACCAAACUGAGACAGAAUUUAUCAAAGAUCUGCAGAAAAUGUGGUUUGGACUUUACUCUCGAUCUAAAGGGGAGACAGACUCCAGUGGAUUUGAGCAUGUGUUUGUUGGUGAAGUUAAGAAAGGCAAAGUCUCUGGAUUUCACAGCUGGAUCCGUUUCUACCUGUUGGAAAAGAAUGGCAUGAUGGAUUAUUACAGUUACAACUUUGAUGGGCCAUGGACCAGUUACCCUGAUGUACUUGGAAAGCAGUUUCAUUGGGAUGGAUUCUUCAAGGAAGUAGGCACUCAGUUCAUUGGCUCAAGUCCAGAGUUUGAUUUCAGCCUUUACACUCUAUGUUUUAUCAGUCGACCAGGCAAGAAGUGUAAACUCAGCCUGGGAGGACAUGGCCUCAGUAUACAAACUUACACAUGGACCCAGAGCACAUAUGGCAAAGGCAAACAUUACAUAGCCACUGCCUACCCUGUAGUGUAA